GGGGAGUGCAGAUGAGUUCAGAGAGAGAGGAGCGGGAGGUCGGAACCUGCUGCGCAGACAUAUGACUACAAAGGAGUUAAACAAGAAGGGCCGUUUACCAAACCAGGAGGGACACAGGAGCUAAAGAAUGAACUCAGGGAGGUGAGGGAAGAGCUCAAGGAAAAAAUGGAGGAGAUAAAACAGAUAAAGGAUGUAAUGGACAAGGAUUUUGAUAAACUCCAGGAAUUCGUGGAGAUUAUGAAGGAAAUGCAGAAGGAUAUGGAUGAGAAGAUGGAUGUUUUAAUAAAUAUACAGAACAGCAAGCAUCCCCUUAGAAGAGGACCAAAGGAGCAGCAGGAACUCAGGCUCAUGGGAAAGACUGACCCACAGCCUCGGCUCAAGAAAAUGCACGAAGCUGACGGAGCACCGCUGGCUCUUCACAAGAAUGUGGCACUACAGAAACCAAAACAGGACCCGCUGGAUUGCCUCCAUCAAUGUGGGACCUGCUGCGAGAAAUGUAUGUUGUGUGCCCUAAAGAGCAACUACAAUCAGGGGAAACUUCCACACCAGGCCUGGGCGCCCUUUUCACCCUUGGCAUCUGGAGCUGCCUUCUGAUUUACCUGUGCUUCAACCUCUGUGCAACUGGGGACAUGCUUCCAACCUAGCGCCGCCUCAGAACCCACCCGCAGCUCCGGCUCAUCCUCUCCCCACUCCCCGAGCGGCACACUGAAGCCUUGCUGCCCUCUUUCCUACCACCCGCCCCAGGCCUUUCUCUACCUGGAGAUUAAAAUCUUC
This is a messenger RNA of Diceros bicornis minor, 774 nucleotides long. RefSeq names its product testis expressed 35 (gene TEX35). The transcript has 8 exons. Lineage: Eukaryota; Metazoa; Chordata; Mammalia; Perissodactyla; Rhinocerotidae. The record is from RefSeq and is a predicted model, not a curated record. Bases 166 to 594 code for a protein of 142 amino acids.